Centruroides sculpturatus (bark scorpion) is the source of this 1461-nucleotide messenger RNA. Its product is annotated as prosaposin-like. The coding region runs from base 59 to 1441 and encodes 460 amino acids. NCBI's taxonomy places the organism in Eukaryota, Metazoa, Arthropoda, Arachnida, Scorpiones, Buthidae. The transcript is spliced from 15 exons. The record is from RefSeq and is a predicted model, not a curated record. Gene Ontology annotation, cellular component: lysosome. Gene Ontology annotation, biological process: sphingolipid metabolic process.
AAAUAUUUAUUUCAUUUGUUUUGAUUUUUAGAAUGAAAUUUGUGAUCUGUGCAAGCAAAUGGUACAAGAAGCUAGAGAUCAAUUAUUAAGUAAUGAAACUCAAGAAGAAAUAAAAGAAGUGUUUGAAGGAAGUUGUGCAUUAAUACCAAUAAAAAUUAUAGCUGAUGAAUGUAAAAAGUUGGUUGAUGAAUUCAUUCCAGAACUUAUUGAAAUGCUUGCAUCCAGAAUGGAUCCUAAUAUGGUCUGCACUGUCGCUGGUUUGUGCAAUGGUGAAAUAUCAAAGGAACUAUCUAGUGCAGACAUAGUAUCAUUGUUCUACAAAAAUAAAUAUAAUUAUUGUAGCGAUUGCAAAAAAGUCUUUAAUGCUGUGAAAGAGAUUUUUACAAAGGUUCCUCAGGAUGAAAUGCAAGAUAUGCUUUUGAAAAUAUGUAAUCAGUUAUCAGAAUCAAAACAGUGUACAACUAUGGUCAAGUCUUUUCUACCAAUAGUAUAUGAUUUUGUAACAAGUAUGAAUGCAGCUGAUGUUUGCAGCAUGAUUGGUGAAUGUAGUGAAACUUCUGACAAAAUCACAAAAUACCAAGAUAACAUGACUUGUGAAUUCUGUGAAGCUAUGGUUCAACAUCUUAGAGACUUAAUUCUUACAAAUACAACAAAAGAAGAAUUUAAAACAGCAUUAUUAAAUUUAUGCUCCCUUUUUAAAAACUUUGCUUCUGAGUGUAAAGAAUUAGUGAAUGAUUAUUUUGAUAUGCUUUAUGAUCUACUGGAUCAAGUUUUGAACCCUCAAACAUUAUGUACAUAUUUGGGACUUUGUUCUUCAAGUAAAGUUGAAGCUAAAAUAAUAAUAACUCCUUUAAUUAAAAUGUGGAAUGGUAAACAUGGUGAAAGAGUACAACCUUCAACACAGUCUGGUCCCAUAACGUCUCUUCGUAAUUCAAUUCCUGCAGUGAAAAUCUUGCCUAACUAUAUUACUCAUGAAAAUAAAUACAAUAAAAAAGAAUCAAAUGAUAUUAAAUCAAUUAUAAAUCAGUUACCAAUAGAAAGGUUGGGACAUCCAAUUCUUUCUUUCAAGCAAGAUACAGACUGUGCCUUCUGUAAAGCUGUGAUGUUUUUUCUAAGUAAAGAUAUCAGUCAACGAAAUGAGAAAAUCAUUGAAGAUUCUUUGGAUAAAGUUUGUACAAAAUGGAUUCCGAGUUAUUCAAAAGAAUGUAAAUCAUUUGUGGAUAGUUACAGUAAGAAAGUUGUUGAAUUAUUACUACUUGGUGUGAAAUUUGAAGAAGUUUGUGAUCACUUGAAUACUUGCAAACCAGAAGAAAAAAUUCUGGCCACAAAAAUAUUGCCACCUUCAAAAUCUAAAAAUGAUUUUCGGUGUGAAAUUUGUGAAAAUGUAAUGACUUACUUAGAAGACAGAUUGAAAGAUAAAACAACAGAGGUGAGUAUUUAACAAUUACUUAAACAAAUUUG